This is a messenger RNA of Coccinella septempunctata (seven-spotted ladybird), 992 nucleotides long. RefSeq lists its product as uncharacterized. The coding region runs from base 76 to 966 and encodes 296 amino acids. The record is from RefSeq and is a predicted model, not a curated record. NCBI's taxonomy places the organism in Eukaryota, Metazoa, Arthropoda, Insecta, Coleoptera, Coccinellidae. The transcript is spliced from 5 exons.
AUCAAUUCAUAUUGUCAUUUGAAGUGACAUCAAUCAAAAUUUCUUGUGAAAAAAUUCUUCAAAUUCUUGUGUGUAAUGGCUGAAGAACCACCAGUUGAGAAAGAAAAUAAUGAUCCUGUUGCGCAGAUAGAUGAGAAGAGUAGUCAAGCUCUGAACUCUGAAUUCCUGUACUACAGCUCAGUUCUGAAAAUCAUCGCGCCAACCCUCACGAGCGAUGCAGAUCAAGACCAUGUUAUACCCUGGAUAAAGAAACUAUUCAGACCUGAAUAUCAUACUUCUACACUCAGAGAGAAGAGAAAUAGAUAUCUCCUUUACCUAACAUUAACCAUGUUCAACGAUGAACUGAUUGGUGUUUUCGAAACGGAGCCUCCAGCAGCGGUCCUGAGAGAUUUAGGAUCACUACCAGAAUACAGAGUAGAGGCGGCUACUUGGGAAAGAGAUGACACCUGGAGAGAUGUUCUUGUUUCACUCCCUGAAAAUUUCACGCCACUGGAAUGUUCUGUUCAUUCGAAUAAAGACGAGUGUAAGAAGGAUCACGCUCUCGAUAGGGUGCUGGAUCAGGAAUUUCAGUUUUUCUUGUAUUUAGCGAGACCAUAUGCGGCACUGAUGCUCAAUGCUGAGGAUCGAACUAAAGUAGCUUGCUGGCUGCAGACCCUUUGCACGAUACAAGGAAACUGUUGCUCCAGUAUGAAAGCUGUUAGAAAUGAUUACAUGAUGGCACUUUUGGGAUACAUAUCUGAUCUUCGAGCUGUUGGUCCUUUCUUAGAGAAACCCCCAUGGAAAACCCUUCCACCUCUAGCUCAGUUGGCUAAAGAAAGUUUUGAUAACAGUACAGUGCUCGAUCCUACCAGUACUAUGGCUAACGAGUUCCUUCAGAGUCAACCUGUUCCAGAAGAUGGAGCUUUUUGCUACAUAGCGCUGACUGGCGAUCUUAUUGAGAGUAGUUUUGGAGGACCAGGAGCAUGAUGUACCUAUUGCUUAAUUUUCUGUUU